AUGUCCAACCAGCCUGCAGACGGGUACGACUCAGACGAGGACGUCGAGUUCGAGGAUGUCCCAAUCCAGCCCCAGCGGCACAGCUCCGCAGAUCUAUUGGACAGGCCAUCCGAACAUGCCGGCCCCGUAUCCAUGAUCAUACCAUGGGCUCCGGCCCUGAACAUCCCGCCACAGCGCGAGGCCCCUCUCGCCCCAGGCUCUAACGCAGAGAUGCAGCUCCGUGGCCGCUUGAGCGCGGGUAUCGACCGGAUCAACUCCCGCCACAUGAAGUUCCAGCUGGGCGUGGAUGGCCGCUACACCGGCAUCCAGCAACUGGCGGAUGACAUCGAGGGCAUAGCCGAUAUGCUCUGGGAGUCGGCGACUCCCACAAUCCAAGUCGAAGGCCUGAUCAGUCUGGCCGGCCUCUUGGAACGGAACCUGCGGUCGUACCCGUUCGACCCGCAGCCGACCCUGACCAUCCUCAACAAGCUGGACUACUAUCUCACCGCACUCAUGCAAGGCGAGCACCCGGAGUCAAACGUGCGCCUGCCAGGCGCAGACGCUGACCGUCCUUUGGUCACACCGACUCAGAGGGUGCGCAUCCGCAGCAUCGCUGAGACGACCCGCACCAGUCUCUUCUCUGUCAUGCCCCAGGAUGAUGAUGAGGAUGAGGGCGAGGGCGAGGGCGAGACUGGGGAUGACGAUCAAGAGGAGCCUGAGAUGCCGGGAUGGAUGAUGCAGGCGUCGCGAGUUUAUGAGCGGGUGUUGAUGUUGUUGGGGGAUCUGGGGGAUCCGAAUGAGACGGGGGAGUUUUUGACCGAGUAG
Molecule: messenger RNA, 804 nt
Organism: Penicillium canariense
Lineage: Eukaryota; Fungi; Ascomycota; Eurotiomycetes; Eurotiales; Aspergillaceae
Exons: 2
Coding region: 1-804 (267 amino acids)
Cellular component (GO): transcription factor TFIIH holo complex
Source: RefSeq, a predicted model, not a curated record